CCGUUGGUUGCUUCCGCAGCCGUGUAACCCAUAGAGAUCUCUAUGGUGUAACCGCGAUCUUACGCAGUGCUUAAGAAAAUUGCCGAAAAUAGUGCUGUAAAACCUAGAAAUAAACUAAUUGUUUGCUCCUCAGUUUGUAUAAUUAGCCAUAUUCAAGAAUAUAAACAUGUCACACCUCAAUAUUGAUGCAGUUGAAGAAGAUGCCACAGAAUUACAAUUCCCAAAAGACUGGAUGACAAGUAUUGAACAUUGUAAGCAGCUUGACAUAUCAGUUGAGAGAAAGAAAAUAUUUACGUCAGAUGUAUUUUGUAUUACUUGUGAAAAUUUAGUUUCUGAACCUUACGUUCGUUGCACAACUUGUGCUGUUACAACUCUAUGCAUUUCAUGUUUUGCCAAGGGACGUGAAACUGUACACCAUAAAAAUUAUCAUACUUAUACAAUUAUUGAAAAUAGUUUUUCAAUGAUUGGCUCCUCCAACUGGAGUGCUAGAGAAGAAGAAAGUCUCACAAAACUUAUACAAGAAUGUGGAUUUGGGAAUUGGAUGGAUAUAUCACUUAGACUAACAGGGAGGUCUUCUGAUGAUUGUAAAAAGCAUUAUCUACAGUGUUACAUUGAUAACCAGUCUUUACCGAAUCUACCUGUAUUAAAAGAUACUGUAACUUAUCGUUAUGGUAUGGAACCAGUAUUUUACCUGUUUAAAGUAGAAGAAACAGAAAAUCCACCAAGAUAUGCUACAGAGUGUUUAAAUUACAAAUUAAUGUCUGGCUAUCAUGCUGCUAGGUCAGAUUUUGAGUAUGACUUUGAUAACCAUGCUGAACACCUUAUUCCUCACGUACAGUAUAAAAAUUUUUCUUACUAUUCGCAUGAUAAAUUAGCUCAAAACCUACAAAUAUCUUUAGUUGAAGCUUACAACACAAAACUAAGGGAACGAGAAAGAAGAAAAAAAAUUAUUAAAGAACAUGGUCUUAUUUCAUUACAAAAAACAACGUCAACUUUACAUCGAUCUGUUACUAAAUUACUCAUUGAGAGAUUUAGUAUAUUUACACAAAUAUUAAAUGGAAUUCAAUUUGAUUAUAUUGUUGAUUGCAUAAAUCAAAUUGGUGAAGUACGUGCUUAUUUACAGAAACUAUUUUACUAUAGAAGGAAUGGAAUUAAAUGUUUUAGUUGUAUUUUGUUGUUUGAAGAACUUUCUGAGUUACAAAAUGAAUUUUAUGCAGAGAAAAAAAAAAUUAGCCUUUCACAGUUUAAAUUGAAGAAUGCAGUUCCAGAAGCUGGGUACAACUGUUAUAAAGAUAAUUUCUCACGUCGCAAAAAAGCUUCACCAAUUAAAGUAUAUGGAUUGCUUGGCUACAACAAGUUAUCAUCAAAUGAAAAAAAUCUUUGCUCAGUAAUUAGAGUUGUUCCUGAAGCAUACAUUAACUAUAAACUCCUACUGAUGAAUGAAAAUAAAAAAUGUGGUUUUGUAAAAUUAGCUGAAGCAAGGCAAUUAUUGAAAAUUGAUGUAAAUAAAACUAAAAAAAUCCAUGAAUUACUUGUAAAAGAAGGAUAUAUUAAAGGUUUUUAA
This is a messenger RNA of Copidosoma floridanum, 1564 nucleotides long. RefSeq names its product Transcriptional adapter 2A (gene Ada2a). The record is from RefSeq and is a predicted model, not a curated record. Gene Ontology annotation, molecular function: nucleotide binding; transcription coactivator activity; zinc ion binding. NCBI's taxonomy places the organism in Eukaryota, Metazoa, Arthropoda, Insecta, Hymenoptera, Encyrtidae. Gene Ontology annotation, cellular component: SAGA-type complex; nucleus; RNA polymerase complex. Gene Ontology annotation, biological process: DNA-templated transcription initiation; chromatin remodeling; regulation of transcription by RNA polymerase II.